This is a messenger RNA of Galeopterus variegatus (Sunda flying lemur), 1105 nucleotides long. RefSeq names its product E2F transcription factor 5, p130-binding (gene E2F5). Lineage: Eukaryota; Metazoa; Chordata; Mammalia; Dermoptera; Cynocephalidae. The record is from RefSeq and is a predicted model, not a curated record. The annotation marks the transcript as partial. The transcript has 3 exons.
UACCCAAUAACUUCAAAGGGUCAGAAUGGACAAAAGAAAUACCAGAUCAACCUAAAGAGUCACUCAGGACCUAUCCAUGUGCUGCUUAUAAAUAAAGAGUCCAGUUCGUCUAAGCCCGUGGUUUUUCCUGUUCCCCCACCUGAUGACCUCACACAACCUUCCUCUCAGUCCUCGACUCCAGUGACUCCACAGAAAUCCAGCACAGUAACUCAGAAUUUGCCUGAACAGCAUGUCUCUGAAAGAAGCCAGAGUCUUCAGCAGACACUGGCUACAGACAUAUCUUCAGCAGGAUCUAUUAGUGGAGAUAUCAUUGAUGAGUUAAUAAUGUCUUCUGAUGUAUUUCCUCUCCUGCGGCUUUCUCCUACCCCAGCAGAUGACUACAACUUUAAUUUAGAUGAUAAUGAAGGAGUUUGUGAUCUGUUUGAUGUCCAGAUACUAAAUUAUUAGAUUCCAUGGAAACUUGGGACUGUUAUCUACCUCUAACUGUGUAACAUUUUAGAUUUCUUCAUAACCUAAGUAUUUAAAAUAAUGAAUGUAACACCUUUUUAGUUCACUGAUUCUGAAGUGUUCUUCCCUAAUACUUUCUUCUUUACUUCACAAAACUUCAACCGUAAAAACAAAGGGCUCUGAUUGCUUCAGGGGAGAAGUGAUUUAAUAUCAACCAACUUCCCCACCCCCAAGUAAUUACAUUCUGAAAUUUCAACUUUUCUUCCAUCCAAUUCUGAAUUAUUCUGUUUUUUCCUCUUAUGAGAGGAAAGUUAAAGUAGACUUCAGGUCAUCAAAAACAGAAAAAGAUGGCCAAGGGCUCAUCACUUGUUUAUCUUAUAUUUUCACUGCCAUGAAACUAUCUAUUUCUGUAUGUCCUUCAAACAGACAUUCACUGCCACUUAUAAAGUGAAGGAUGUAAACAAGGAUAUAUAACUGUUUCAGUGAACAGAUUUUGUGAAGUGCCUUCUGUUUUAGCACUUUAAGUUUAUCACAUGUUGACUUCUGACAUUCCACUUUCCUAGGUUAUAGGAAAGAUCUGUCUAUGUAGUUUGUUUUUAAAAUGUGCCAAUGCCUGUACAUUAACAAGAUUUUUAAAAAUAAAAUUGUACAAAACAUU